UGCACCCAAUAAUAAUAGUUAAGCAUGAAAUAUUAUUAUAAAGUUUAGCUUAAUAAUCAAUUUUCAGAAAAUUUUGUGCCAUGAAGCACGUUUUAAUUGUGUCUCUAAGUAUCAUAAUAUUUUAUGAAUUAAAAAUAUGGAUUUUUUAAAUGCAUAUGAUGUUGUUGAAGAUGAAUCAAUCUGAUUUAAGUUAAAUAUCAUAUUUAAAUAUCUCAAACAUUUAUGCAGAUCUAAUAUGAUUUCUUUGUAAAUGAAUUUUAUCUUGAAAUACAGAAUCACUUAAUUUUUAACUCCAUUAAAGACCUAAUUUCCAAUGUAGUUAAUACGAAAUUUAUUUAUGUCCUAAAACUCACAAAGUUUUUGAAUAUGUUCAAAAAGAAUAAAACAUAAGACUCUAAUGCUUCUUCAAAUGAAAAUAAAAAUUCAUUCCAGUCCUGCAAUAUGGUUUUUGUCUUCAACAAGAAAAAGGAAACAAAAAUAACACAAAUUGUGAUACACACACAAACCAAACAGAUGGUAUAGAAAUUUGCAAACAGGAGAUUAUUAAUCAAGCCUUUCAAUUGAUCCGUGUGUAAAGAUUACUGAAUGUUUAAUGUGUUGGAAGAAAUGGAUACCGGAAGAAUUCACUCUUUGAAAAUCUUGGAGUAGAAAAAAGUAGAAAAAAGGAAAGCGUAUGCGAUGAUACAAAGAAACCUAUAAACAGAAAAUGAAUCCACAACAUCCAAGCUUGAUGAUGCCUCCAGGAAGUCUUCCAAGACCCCCGGGAAGACCCCAACCAAGGCCAAUGAUGUCCCCUGGAAUGGGACCCGGUAUGAGACCUUUCAUGGGACCUGGAUCGAUGGCAGGACCGCCGUCGAUGGUGCCAGGUGGGGGUGCGAUGAGACCUCACACGAUGCCGCUAAUGCGACCUCAAAUGGGUCCGCCCGGGUUGUGGCCCGGGUUGAUGACCGGGGCGCCACCGGGAUGGCCAGCCAGGCCUCCAGCUUUUGGUGGUCCUCAAAUGCCCCCAAGACCCUCUUUAAACAUGAAUCUACCAAUGGGGAAGAUAGGUCCUCAACAAUUUGGAAGCAUGAUGCCACCCAGAGGAGGAUUGGAGCCAUUGGCUGCAUUUGACACAAUGGACUCACAAAUAAAGUUAAAUUAUACCCAAUUGUUUUCAUUUCAUGUUUCUUUUAACAACUUGAACCCAUCCGGACAACCUCAAAGUGCAAAAUGGUUCAACAUUGGAAAAAAAGCUGGAGAAUGGACCACGUGUAUAUUUGAAGUGGAUUUUUAUAGUCAUGCUUUUCGAUUACAGUAUAGUAACCGCUUAUUAAAUUCAAAGCCAUUUUUCAUGUGGCAAAACCGCAAUAAUGCACAUCAAUCUGAGGACAUGCUCAGAUCACAAUUGUUUGUUUUGUGGUUCAGUACAGAGCAAUGGCAAUUGGUUACACAAAAUCAAGAAGAAAAGCGAUGCCUUGCUCAUGUUUUGGAGUGUGUUGGAGAUAAUAUGAAACCAGAAGAUUGCAUCAAUUCAUCCAAUCCAACAGUUGUUGGAAUGGAUCCAAAUGUGCUUAAAUGUGGAUUAUUAAUAAGAAGAAAAACUAACAAAAUGGUCAAGAAUGAAAAAUGUUUUAUAGUUGUCAUUGUGGGAAAAUUGUAUUUAUUUCAUAGCCAACAAAUACAAGGACAACAUGUGCAUCUAGUCACAAGUCUGCUUCAAGCAAAUAUACGCAUGGUAAAAGGGCUUGAAUUUGAAAUUUUAUUACCGGGCAUGAAAAGCAUCAACUUAAUAGCAUCCCAUGUGCAUGACAUGACGGAAUGGAUUGGGGCAAUUGGGAGAUCUAUUGAAACUGCCAAAGAAAAAAUUCAAGGGAAAUAUUUUUCAAAGUCAAGCAACGAGGAUCAAACUUCACAAACAACCCAUGAAACAAUUGGCCAAAACCAGAAUUUAAAUAAAUUUCAAUACCAACACCAAUAUCAACAAUUUGAUGAUGAUAAUUAUCAUUCACAAGAAGAUGAAAACGAUGAUAGAAAUAAUGAAUAUUAUGAUAGAAGUAAAAAGAAAGUUGGUGUUGGUUUUAAUAAAAGAAAUCCAUUUCAAAAAAUUGAGUUGCCUCAAGAAAGCAUGGUAUGUGACAGAAGUGGUGGAGGAGGUAUUGUUCAAUUAUUCAUUGAAAACGGAGGUUGUGGUAAUAGGAACCCAAGCACAUCACAAAUAACAAAUAGAUUCCAACCUUACACACCCAAAUUGCCAAAACUUACAUACCCCACAACAAAUAAAGUGUGUGAAUCAAAAUCAUCUUCUUCAAGAAGAAAACCCAACUAUUCAUGCCAUGAACUUUAUCUGACACAUGACAAACACAACCACAUGGCUUGUUGUGAGGGUAAAAAAAUGAAAAAUAAAAAACAUCUUGAAAGUGAUAGUGAUUUAUGUAGUCUAAAUGACUUUCACAAGAAUGACCUUCAACCAAUAAAUGCCACAAAAGAUUUAUGUUGUAGUCCUUCUCCUUCUUCAUUAUUAAGAAGAGAAUGUGAAGGAUCACAACACAAUACUACAAAUUGUUAUACAUCUUGUCAUGAGCAUGCACCAUAUUCUAGAAACAAUGGUGAUUAUUCAUGUGGCACACCCGAGGUUGUAUCAACAAUCAACCAUUUCCGAAGUAAGAAUUGCUUAAGGAACUUGCGCUUGGAGCCUCGGAGAUAUCCUCCAUCUUGGAUGCCCAUUAGAAACCAAUUGACUUCGUCCCCACAGAAGAGUGAGCAUGGCACAAGUGCCACAUAUGAAUGCAACAAUUCAAGUGAUUGUGAUGAAAAGUUUAGUGAGUGUGGUUGUUGUGAGAUUUGUGGAGGGGGUAGCUUAAGAAGUUCACCUGAUUGCUCACAAAUAUCUGAGAGUGGAUCCAUAUCAAAUGAAUUAGAUGGAAUGAAUACACACGAAAAUGAGGAUGACACCUACCAUUCUUCAUAUUUACAGCAAGGAUGGCAAGAACACAAAAAUGAACGUGGUGAUAGAUUCUAUUAUCAUCCAGCCACCAAAAGAUUUAACUUUGUUCCUCCUUCAAUAAAAGAAGUUUCAACAAAUUUUAAUCCAUCAAAUGAUGCUACUAUGCAAUAGCAUUUUUAAGAGUGAAUCCAUAACAAAUAUAUUAGGAUCAUGUAAUAUCAAUGAAUUACAAGUUCAUAUAAAAAAAAUGAUAUGAGUUACUGAAGGAUUCUAAAAAAUAGACACUUGUUUAUUUUAGCUUUUUAAGUGUAUAGUUACUUAAUUUUUUGGGUGUUGAUUGAUGUGCAAAUUCAUUUCACAAGAGUGCAACAGUUGAGUGAACUUUAUACAGGCAGUGAAAAAAUUGUGUAUAAGAAGAACUCUAUCUUUAAACAUUAAAUUCAUUGUUAAAUCACAAAAUUAAAUAUGUGAUGUAUGCCAUUAGUAUGUUUUCUACCUUGAAGAAAUCUUUACCAUGACACUCCACUAAUAAAAAAUAACUGUAUACUAUUUCAAGAUAUUAUGAGAUGGCUUUACUAUGCAUACAAAACACAAAAACUAAUUGUAAGAAAAAAAUCACAUGUGAUUUAAGUAUUGUAAUAUUAGGUCAAAUUCUACUCUUGUGUUGUUGACAAAAUUUGUCAAACUUAUGAAAUUCAUUCAUUCCUAAUAUCUAAAAGUACAUUUAAAAGUACUUGUACUUACAAGAUCAAAGAUGACCUCUUCUUCUGUUUGCAGUACAUGAUUACUUAAAUGAUCUAUUUGCAGCAUGGUAUCAAAGCAUAAGAGCUUCUAUGUAGAAAAAAAGACUUGUGCAGCUUUGCUCUAAGAUCCAAGAUUAAUAUAGUGUAGUCUUUUGGGAUCCAAGUUUUAUAUAGUGUAGCCUUAUUCCUAAAAUAAUUAAAUUGGCAAAUAUCAAAUAC
Messenger RNA from Physcomitrium patens, 3888 nucleotides. NCBI's taxonomy places the organism in Eukaryota, Viridiplantae, Streptophyta, Bryopsida, Funariales, Funariaceae. The record is from RefSeq and is a predicted model, not a curated record.